GUGUCCAGGCCUGGGAGCCUGCUCGCCAUGGACACUGCCGGGCGCAGCGGGUGGGACGGCGGGCUCCUCGAGGUCCCCGGAGGGCACUGCGGACGCUGGGGGCGGCGACUCCCCUUCCUGGCCCUGGCUCUCCUGGUCACCACAGUCCUGUGGGUCCUCAUCCUGAGUGUCCUACUUUCCAAGGCCUCCUCGCAGCACGGGGAGUUGCUCGGGCAACAGGACCUGCUGACAGCAAACGCCUCGAAGCAGGCGGUGGUGCUGGGCGCCUUGAAGGAAGAGCUCGGAGACUGCAAGAGCUGCUGCGGGAGCUCGCAGACGCAGCUGAAGACCGCGCGCACGGAGCUCGCCCAGGCGCAGGUGAAGCUGAUCCAGCAGGAGAGCGCCUUGCAAGAACUGAGCGAGCGCGUGACCCAGAGCUUGGCUCAAGCGGGAAGGGACCGCGAGGACAUCCGCAGUGAGCUGUUCCGGGCGUUGGAGGCCGUCCGCCUCGGAAACGAGUCCUGCGAGCAGUGCCCCGCGUCGUGGCUGCCCUUCCAGGGUUCCUGCUACCUUUUCUCGGUGCAGCGGGCCCGAUGGGAAGAGGCGCAGCAAAACUGCGCGGGCGCGGGUGCGCACCUGGUGAUUGUCGGGAACCUGGAGGAGCAGGGCUUCCUCGCUCGUAACACGCGAGGCCGCGGUUACUGGCUGGGCCUGAGGGCCGUGCGCCGCGCGAGCAAGAUCCAGGGCUAUCAGUGGGUGGACGGAGUCCCGCUCAGCUUCAGCCACUGGAACGUGGGCGAGCCCAAUGAUUCGAUGGGGCGCGAGGACUGCAUCAUGAUGCUCCGCACCGGGUUAUGGAACGACGCCCCGUGUGACAGUGAGAGGGACAGCUGGAUCUGCGAGAAGAGGCUCAGCUGCUGA
Molecule: messenger RNA, 900 nt
Organism: Pteronotus mesoamericanus
Lineage: Eukaryota; Metazoa; Chordata; Mammalia; Chiroptera; Mormoopidae
Product: C-type lectin domain family 4 member G-like
Exons: 9
Coding region: 28-900 (290 amino acids)
Biological process (GO): biological process involved in interspecies interaction between organisms; immune response
Cellular component (GO): external side of plasma membrane
Molecular function (GO): carbohydrate binding
Source: RefSeq, a predicted model, not a curated record